Messenger RNA from Neurospora hispaniola, 1271 nucleotides. RefSeq lists its product as uncharacterized. NCBI's taxonomy places the organism in Eukaryota, Fungi, Ascomycota, Sordariomycetes, Sordariales, Sordariaceae. Gene Ontology annotation, biological process: mitotic cytokinesis; actomyosin structure organization. Gene Ontology annotation, molecular function: cytoskeletal motor regulator activity; myosin heavy chain binding; calcium ion binding. Gene Ontology annotation, cellular component: cytoplasm; myosin II complex. Bases 103 to 1218 code for a protein of 371 amino acids. The transcript has 3 exons. The record is from RefSeq and is a predicted model, not a curated record.
GGCGCAUUCGUCUCGCUGUCCAUCAUCCGCCAGCCCAGCAAGCCAGUCCCAGCUACCGUCCAUUGCGACCUACGUCACUUUACUCAAGUGGAAACCAGGACCAUGGCGACACCAACAGCAGGGCCGUACAAACCAUCCCCACUGGGAUCGUACGCCUCCCCAAUGGGAUCGGGCCCCCUUGGUGCCCCAACUACCACCAGGAAUUCCCCAUUCCAGCGCAGAGCCGUGUCCCCAGUGUCCCCGUCCCCACUCCGACAAGCAGCAACAUCUCCAUUGGCGACACCGCCUGUCAAGCAACAGCAACAAUCGCUGUCGGGAGGAGGGUCUAGUGUAAGCGAGUUGACGUCCCGGUUCGCCAAUAACAUUGCCAACAGCAGCGGCCAGCCGACCGCGCUCCGAGCUGGGCUUGGAGCUCCUGCGCCUACGACAGCUACACCGACCAGUCAGACCCAAUCCCAGGCCAGCUGGACACCUAGAGCUUCGGCAUCGGCACCGACCGUAGUCAACCCGCCGCCGCCUAACCCAAUGUUUCUUAACGGCGACGCGCCGCCGCCGCGGCCUCCCCAGCAUCGCAUUUCUCCCUUGCCUUCACCCUCGAUACCACGAACGACUACCUCUGCCUCUACCAUGAGCAUGGGAACCGGAGGCAAUGCCAUGUCCCAGCUGCAGCCCUCGCAGGUGCGCACCCUGCGGGAGGGCUUCCAGAUCCUGGACCGCGACAGCGACGGUGCGGUGGUCAGGGAGGAUGUCAUUGACAUGCUAAACCAACUGGGUCUACCCAACAGCGCCUCCGACGUCUCCCAAUUCUUCCCUCCCAACGGCCCCCAGUCAAUGACCAUGGCCGUCUUCUUCAACUCCAUCGCCACCGCCCUCUCCAGCCUCUCCCCCAGCGGCGAACUUCUUUCCGCCUUCUCGGCCUUCGAUGACGACGACAGCGGCCAGAUUGACGUGGCUGAGCUGCGAGACGCCCUACUCAACACGGCGCCCGAACCAGGCGAGAGGCCCCUAACGUCGCUCGAAGUAGACAAGGUCAUGGCCGGGUUCACGGGUCGCAGGGCGUUUGCUCAGAACAGCCAAAGGACGACUGGGCUGGGAGGAGUAGGCGGGGGAGGCGCCAACAAGCGUGGGGAGGUGUUCAGAUACCAGGAAUUUGUCAAGUUAAUUCAGGGGACGGGGAACGGUGGAGAGCAAGGGUCCGAAGACUCGGGACGUGGUUGAAAUCAGAUGGGAGAGCGUGGUGUACCAGAAACACCGUAAUGAUGGGUUAAUGG